AUGACAAAGCUCCGCCAAAGCCGCAGCAGCAGCAAAGGAAGCACAGGGACCUCGACCACCCGGCCUGGCAGCGAGACACCGCGCCGGCGCUACGAAACCCGAACUUUCUGGGACCAGUGGUAUCGAAAGCACGGGGAAGCGGUGGAGUGGAGUGGUCCAGUAAAUGACAUUGUCCUACAGGCAAUCACGGAGGUCCUGAAGGGACUACCAAAGGCAGAGGAGCCUCUGCGAGUUUGCGAGCUUGGGUGUGGGUGCUCGCAUCUGGCCCCAAUGCUGCGUGAUGCCGGAGUCACAGUGAUCGGAGUGGACUUCUCCCAGGAGGUGAUCAACGCCAACAGGAUGCGUCAUCCAGACAUCCAGUGGGAAUGCUGGGAUGCUUUACAACUUGCGGAUCGCUUCGAUGCCGGCUAUUUUGAUGCCAUCGUUGGCAAGACACUUAUUGAUUGCUUUUUGACCAGGACGGAUGCUGCUGGUUCGAUUCGGCGGAUGCUGCAGCAGUGCCACACGGUCCUGAAAGACAACGGCUGCAUGAUGUUGCUGGACAAGGCUAGCUCGGACAGCAUCAUCGGACGUGGCCGUACUCGUCAGCUGACUGUGGACCAUCACAAGAUGCUGACCUUCCGUAUCUUGUAUCCGCAGCCGAGGCAGAGCUCCCGAACGAGCCCAGCGGCAGAAGAGGGCGACCCGUUGCAGCGGCAGUGGGAGCUGGAGAUCGAGCCAACGUUGCACAAGCAUUUCGUGGUUCGACCAGCAGCUGCGGGUUGUGGAUCGCUGGUGGUUUGGUCGACUGACAACGUGGCCACUGCAGCAGGAAUCGAGACCGGUGACCUGAUACUAGGCUACCGUCGAAGCGGCGUCAGAAACAUGACAGUUGGCAACGCGGCGGAGACGGCGAAAGUCAUCCGCACGUCUCUGCGGAGCGUGACCUUGCUGAUGGAGCGGCCUGCCUCCGGAGCCGCGCGACGAAAGACCGCCUCGUUGAAGACGAGGUUGAUGUCGCGCCAAUCCACUUCGCAAUCAAAGAUCCGUGCAUGGACAUGUGUGACAGUGAUAGCAUAUCAAUCCCUCACCACGGUGAUUGUCGGCCUUACGCUGAAUGAUUUGGCGAAGCGGAUGGACUUACAAAAUGGCUUGCAGCUUCACGGCCUUUUUCUUGGACGCGCGGUCGGAGCUGUCUUCGGCACAAUGCUUGGUGGCUGGCUGUGCGAUGUUUGCCCAAUCAAAAUCGCUAUGUGCUGCUGCAUCGGCAGCUCCGCCUUGACUGUAGUGGCGAUUCCCUUUGCGGCAUCCUCUGCCAGCCUUCACAUUCUGUCCGCCAAUUUUGUUUUGCUGGGCUGCUGUGGCUCUGCCCUGGUCUCCUUUACCGUUUCAGCAGCUUGCUGGAGCUUUCCAGGGAAAGAGGUUGGCCCGAUACUGGCACUGUGCAACGGGGCCUUCGGCAUGACCAGUGCGGUGCUUCCGUUGGCUUUCAAGCUGCUGCGGAUGCAGGGCGACCCUGUCGCAGAAUAUGGUUUCGUUGCUUUGUGUGCUGCUCCGCCUUUGGCUUUCCUGGCAGCGAGCCAGGCGCCGCAAAGGCCAGUGGAAAAGUCAUCCGAGCUGGACUCGGAUGACAGCUCCGAGGACGAUACAGGUCUUUGGUCAGCGGCUGCAAAGAGAUGGAUAGCUGUUCUGGCAGCAGCAUGGGUGCAGUUCCUGUUCUCCGGAGCAAACUCUGCUUUGCUGGGCUGGAUUGUGUCUUAUGCCGACGGGGAGCUCCAUGACUUGGAAGUGGCACCCGUUCUGGUGAGCCUGCUACAGGGCUCCUUGAUGCUCGGUUCUUUUGGAGCUUCUAGAUAUCAGCAGUAUUUCCACCUGUGGGAUUUGGCUCGCGGUCAAGUUGUCCUAGUCUUGCUGGGGCUUCUCUGCUGGCUGCCCUUUACCUCCUCUGUGCUGGCGACGGUGCUGGCCUUGAUAUGGUACGGCCUCGCAGGCGGGCCUCUUGUGACUUACGCCAGCACAUUGCUCAACCAGCACUGCAGCCCAACUGGAUUUCAGUUGGCCGUCAUCAAUGUUGGUGGUAAUUUCGGCGCCAGCGCAGGACCGUUUCUGGUCGGCAUGCUGAUGAUUAGACUUGGGCCACACGCCCUGCCCUUUGCUGUCGGUGGCGCAUUUGGCAUAGCUCUCCUGGGAUUUGUUGCUGCUUCGAUGCUGCGCUUCGAUUUGACGCGAAACAGCAAGACAACACCGCUGCUGAAUGAAGGAUGA
This is a messenger RNA of Symbiodinium sp. CCMP2456, 2244 nucleotides long. The record is from the annotation of a GenBank genome assembly. Lineage: Eukaryota; Dinophyceae; Suessiales; Symbiodiniaceae.